Messenger RNA from Parnassius mnemosyne (clouded apollo), 1959 nucleotides. NCBI's taxonomy places the organism in Eukaryota, Metazoa, Arthropoda, Insecta, Lepidoptera, Papilionidae. The record is from the annotation of a GenBank genome assembly.
AUGGGCAGCAGCACAGCCUCCGACAAGACGAUCAACACCAGUACGGAUUCUGCCGCAACCGCCCUCACCUCAGUCACCGGUACCGACGACUCCAUGGACGCUGAGGCGGAUCCCCCGGAGAUCCAGCAUCAGCCACCGAGCCUCAUCGACGCCGACCCUACCCCACCACAAACCCAUCCAAACCCCCCAAGCACAGCACCGCCCCAUUACCAUCGCGCACAUAACAGUUGCGAUAUUGAUUCACCGGCUUUUACUAAGCCCCAGUCGGCCACAGACGUUAUAGAAUCACCCAGAGCGGGUCCAGCCAGAUUUGUCUUCGAUGUACCUCUGCCUGAACCAAAAAGAAAUGAAACGAAAUCUAGAAAUAAAAUCCAAGUAAACCAGACAAGCGGGCCGUCCACGUCGAUUCAAAUUCCCUUCGACCCUAAGUUAGAGCCCCCGAAAAGUCCAAAAGCGAGCCAAACGAAAUAUGAAACACAUUUCAUAUUUGAGCCAGAGCCAGCGAAGAGGCGGGGAAGCGAGUCAAGGGUGAAGAACAAGCAAAAAGUGGACAAGCAGGAAUAUUAUAAAGAUGAAGUGGCCAAGUUAAGAAGGCAGCUCGAAGGGACAGAAGUUUUCACCACCUCUCGACGACGUUCUUCAGCGCAUCAGCAUUCCGUUCCGCCUCCUUCUUCUAGAAGACAAUCUACAGCCGCACAAGUCCACGUGACAGCGAAUCCCCUCGACUCUGCCACCACCACAAUACCCGCGGGGCGGACCACCAUAGUGGUGCAACAACCCUCACUGUCUCUCGACUAUGGAGGUUGCUCCACGAUCCUCGUCCGCGACGGCGAGGACUCUGGAAGACGGAAGAGCAGAGUCUGCAGUGAUCACAUACAGCAACUCCUGGAUGUCACCAGCCAGUUUACUUCGGAAGACCUGCAUGAGUUUGAUAAAAGGUACGGCAGUCCCCAUCAUUCCCGCUCGCAGUCAGUGAAGGCAGCCCGUUCGAGGACUGGCGAGAGGCAGCUGCUUGGGCUUCCUCAGCAGCGAGCCCGUGUCGCGUCCAUGCCCAACACUGGCGUGGAGGAGGAGUAUUACAGACUUCGACAUUUUAGCAUUACUGGCAAGGGAGUCGUCAAUCGAGGAGAUUCCCUACGCUCCAGACGGUCGCGGUCUAACACGUCGGUGGCGUCGAGUGCUUCCAGCACCGAAGCUGUGACCAGAGCUUCCGCACCUUGCUCUUUGGCUUCGUCCAGGGAUUCUUCAGCUGGUCUCAGCACGUACCGAGUGCUGGUUCUGGGAGCUCCAGGCGUGGGCAAAUCAAGUCUUAUAGGGCAAUUCAUGACGUCCGAAUAUUUGCACGCAUAUGAUACCAGCAUUGAUGACGAAUCAGGAGAGAGAUCAGUGUGCGUACUGCUAGCGGGAGAAGAGUCUGAGAUCACGUUCCUAGAUUCACCUCCCGAGCCUAUGAUUUCCGAUGGCUGCGCGCAUGGUUACUGCGUGGUAUAUUCGACGGCAGACCGUGGCAGUUUCGCGGAGGCCGAGAAAAGGUUGCAGGCUCUAUGGGCGGCGGGACACACUUCCCGCCGCGCUGUCAUACUUGUGGGCAACAAGGCCGACCUCGCACGCUCCCGUGUAGUGCCUACAGACGAGGGCAAGACUCUCGCGACGUCAUACGAAUGCAAAUUCAUCGAGACGUCGGUGGGAAUCAAUCACAACGUGGACGAGUUGCUGGUUGGUCUACUGACGCAGAUUCGUCUUAAGCAGCAGCACGCUGAGAGAGUCAGGAAACGUAGUGCAACACGCAAGCCACGUGGACGCGCGCGCUCUCCGGCUGAAGGCGAACCCCCUUCGGCUGCCUCCACCCCGAGGAAACGAACGCGUCUCUCAGCUAGUGUAAAGGUCCGCGGUCUGUUAGGCCGUGUAUGGGCCCGCGACUCCAAGUCCAAGUCGUGCGAAAACCUGCACGUCCUCUAG